AAUGGCUAAUGUUGGUCAUGGCUCCCCAACUUCCCCGCCACGUGGAGAGAGAGGGAGAGAGACAGAGAGGGGAGCAUCUCCGAUCCGCUCGCGCAUCCCGAGGCCACCGUCUACUUCGGCUCCUGCUCUUCUUCCUCUUCAUUCUCCUCCGCUUGGGUGAGAGGAGAAGGGGGGAAAGAGAUCCUCUCUUUCUUUUCCUUUCUCAGACGGGAUAUCUGUUUCAUCGGUAGCAGCGCCGGGAUUUCUUGAUGUCGAGAGGCAAAAUGAAAUGGUUCAGUUCUUUGAGGAAGGCACUAAUCCCCCAGUGCUGUAAAAGAGAUUAUGGGAAGGGAAAUUGCAAGUCCAAUGAUUUUGGCCUCCUUGGUUCACAGGAUAUGGAGAGUUGUAUUCAGAAUUCUACUUCACUGCCGCCACCAAUUGCCAUUAAGGAGGAUAAGCUGAUGGCUAAGGAAAGCGAACAGAGUAGCCGUGGCCGUGCCUACACAGCAGCCCUUGCCACUGCUAUUGCUGCAGAGGCUGCAGGUGCUGCCAUUCGGGCUGCGGCCGAGGUCAUUCGCAUAACCACCUCAAUGACUAAGUCCUCUACUAAACUGACAAAAGAGAAUGCUGCCAUUAGAAUCCAGAGUGCAUUCAGAGGUCACCAGGCAAGGGCUUCUUUCCAAGCUUCAAGAGGACUGGACAGGCUGAGGAGAGUUGUGGAUGGGAUCGCCGCCAAGUCGCAAACAACAAAAACCUUGUACUCCUUGCAGACUAUGUCGAGAGUGCAGAUGCAACUUCCUCCGAGGUACAGACUGGAGGAGAUCCACAUUCCUCAGCAGCAGAAAUGCGAAAAGGAAAACGACAAGAAAAAGAUAGGAGAGGGGUGGGAUCAUGGUUCUCAGUCCAAAGAACAAGCUGAAGCAAAACAAUUGAACAGGAAAGAAGCUGCUUCAAAAAGAGAGAGGGCUUUAGCUUAUGCAUUUUCUCAUCAGUGGCGGAGCUCGUCCAAAUCUACAGUCCCAGCAAUGAACCUCAACAGAGGUGGCAAGUUCGUUGUCCAAGAGGCCAGCAAUCCCCAGUUGGGAUGGAGCUGGUUGGCGCGCUUGAUGGCAGGAAAACCAUGGGAAAAAAAGCAAAACGGCUCCUUUAAAACUCCCAGCUGUGUUGGUGGAGCACGACCGGCUGCCAUUGCCGCCAAACACGGCAGUGACUCUGGCUCUAGCUCGCCUGCAGUGCCACUCUCGCCGACGUCCUCGGCCGCGAGCAGCAGGAAAGAUUCAUUGAGCUCGAGACGCAACAGCCAAUGCUCACCUAGAGCCAAGGUGAGCGCGCGGUUGAGGCGACACAGCGUCGCAGGGCUGCCGUCGGUGACAGACAGGAACGGGCUCGGCCGAUCCCUGGUGGAACUGAAUAAGAACCACGUGGCAUCCACGCAGGCCGCCAAGACAGGCUCCCGACUGUUUCCAACGGUGAAGGAGCAACCGGCAGCUAGGAUCCGGCGGCUGUCGUUGAACAAAUGACGAGGCUAAUGGCCUGGAUCGUACUGAAAGUGUGAUUUAUGUGAUCAUGACAAAAUAUGUUCUUGGAUGAUACGUGAGAAUAUGAAAACUGAUAUAUUUUUUAUUUCCACGGUGAAUCAUGAUUUAUUCCAUGUUAAUCUGGCUCAUAUUGUGUUGUAAAAACAUUUGCAUCUAAAUUCAUCAAUAUUCAAAUUUUAGAUCA
Messenger RNA from Zingiber officinale, 1701 nucleotides. Its product is annotated as protein IQ-DOMAIN 3-like. Gene Ontology annotation, molecular function: protein binding. Bases 249 to 1499 code for a protein of 416 amino acids. Lineage: Eukaryota; Viridiplantae; Streptophyta; Magnoliopsida; Zingiberales; Zingiberaceae. The transcript is spliced from 5 exons. The record is from RefSeq and is a predicted model, not a curated record.